Molecule: messenger RNA, 21126 nt
Organism: Pocillopora meandrina
Lineage: Eukaryota; Metazoa; Cnidaria; Anthozoa; Scleractinia; Pocilloporidae
Source: the annotation of a GenBank genome assembly
AUGAAGUCUUUCGUGGUUCUCUGUGUUUUUGGCGUGGCUGCUUUGGCAAGUUUUGCAACUGGUAAUUCUUAGUAUUUUAAAUUCCUGUGAAUAGUAGAAUGCAAUUCUUUAAGACAGUUCAGCGCUUGAUUUACUUUCAUUCAUAUGAGCUUUCAUCAUAACACACGGUUUUUAUGUGUAUGGUUGAAAAAAAAAUUGGUAUUGUGAGACUCGAGCAAGGCAGUUCGGUUUUCCUGCCCCUAAAUGGAGAGAAACUCAAUUUUAUUUUUUUCCAAACUCAUCCUAUUUUCGUUUCGACAUGUUUUUAAGGUUGUUCAGACCUUAAGUCAGGUUGUAGUUACUGGGCUGGCAAAGGAUACUGCAAAGGGAAAUAUGCAGGCUAUAUGUCCAAGAACUGCCAGAAGAGCUGUAAUCUGUGCAGCGGAUCAGGACCAGGACAAUGCGGAUACAAACCCAGUGUACGAAUUGUAGGUGGUACCGAGGCUCCUCACGGAGCUUGGUCGUGGCAGGCUCAAAUCAUGACAACCUAUGGCUUCCCAUUCUGUGGAGGAACCUUAGUUCAUCCACAGUGGGUUGUCACUGCUGCUCACUGUGUUCCGGGAAAAUCACCGAGUGACAUUCGCGUUAGGUGAGUCAAAGGCUAUGGGAUUUUAUAAUACACGCAUAUCUGAGUUUUAAGUUUUUUUGUUGGGCUAAAUAUUUGACUUUUGCUGAAUCAUAGCCGUGGACGACGAUCAAUUUGCGUGAAGCGACGAUUUCAAAGGGUUUAUACCUAACUGUCAAUCGUGUUCGCGAGAGGGUAACGUAAAAAGACUCCUUUCAGUGACAUAACCUGACAUUUCGACAUCUUUUGAGGAGAAAUUAGAAUUUUAAAACUUAUUAACUACAUCAUCAUCUUCUGCUUAUUAGUAUCGUAUAAUAGGCCUUUAGCUUGAUGUCAUUUAAACCACUACGAGUUAAAAUUAGUUUUCAAGAAGCAUUUGUAAAAAAAUUCAGAUAUGAAGUGAAUGAAAAGAAAGGUGCGACUAUUCCUUGUCAAAUAAAGGAAGUUAUUUUUUUCUCUAUCUUCAGACUUGGAGCUCAUAAGCGCAAGCAAAGCGUAGGAACAGAACAGUUAAUGGAGAUUGAAAAGAUCAUCUCACAUCAGAGCUAUAGAAGACCUUAUGGCAUGGCUCAUGAUAUCGCCAUGAUAAAACUGGCCAAACCUGCUCGGAUCGGCAAGUAUGUCAACUUGGCCUGCAUGCCUGGAUCAAGUGGAAGUGUUGCAGAUGGCAAGGAGUGCUGGGUUACAGGUUAGGGCAACCAAAUGUAAUAACUGUUAUUUGAUUGGAAAUUGUAGGAGGAGUAGAUUGGGGCCUGAUGGAAACAGAAAAACCAGGCAAAAUUUCAAUCGCAGUCGAAAUCUAAAGCAGGAAAAGAAACCGUUUGGAGCCAGAAGCAUGUGGAAGAGUGAUUUAGACUGAGCUGAAAGGCCUAAAAAUAAAGAAGCGGGAAAUCUUCCUUCUACAGUUGUGAAAUUGGAAGCAAAUAUAAAAAACCACAUCAACGAAAAAAAACAAAACAACAACAACGAAAAAAACAUUAGAAGAAACAGAAAAUGAAGAAAACCAAACCCCUUGAGUACCAAACAGCAUAAAAGCAGUCUCAAAAUAGCCUAUAUUUGAAAACCUACACUGAGCGGCUUUACAACGAGUCAAAAGAAUUUCUUAGCCAGUCUUUUAGGGGUGUUUUGUGAUUCCAAGUUGGCAACUAUACCCCUUGAUAACUGUGUAUUGAUUUCGUGGCUUCGUGGUAAUGUGGCCGUGCAUUAAAUUUUACAGUCAGUGGAUGUUUGAACCUUACAACCUAACAUUAGUAUGCAAGUGCUCCAUACUGUUCUUUAUACAUCAGUUUCCCAUGGUACUGUCAAAAACAAUAUAUCCAACAAUCAAGAGAUUCUUAAAUUGGCGAUCAUCUCCUUUACUGUCAUGACCUUAAAUAACGUUUGAUUCAGGGGCGAUGCUGUAAGAAGAAACUAGAUGCUUGACGUCACUCUUAGGGCUUGAAGGGAUAACUCUCGUAGAUAAUUCAGUUGAUGCAGAUACCUCUAUUUGUGCUUUGAUAGGAUUUGGAAGACUGUCGUCAGGCGGUAGUUCUCCAGACGUCCUCCAACAAGUUAAAGUCCCAAUCGUGUCUGACUCUAGAUGCAGACGAGCGUACGGCUCAUCAAUUCACGACUCCAUGAUCUGUGCUGGACUGGACCAAGGAGGCAAGGACUCUUGCCAGGGAGAUUCUGGAGGGCCUAUGGUAUGUGAAGCUGGCGGAAAGUUCUUCCUAGAGGGUGUCGUGUCGUGGGGUAUCGGAUGCGCCGCUCCAGGAAAAUAUGGUGUCUACGCCCGAGUCCGCUACUUGAGGAAAUGGAUUGAUGAAACAAUGAAUGCAUAUUAAAAAGGGAAAUAAAUUAAAUGAUUAUGAAUGAAAUAACUUGCUUGUGUUCCUUUUUUUAACCAGUGUUGCAUCAAGACAGGGCAAACUUUGAAGUAUAUCUUUCUUGUCUUACUUCCGAACAGUUCAGUCGAGACGUGUUACUUGAAACCAAAAACAUGGACAACCCCCAAAAUUAUUACCUUUAUUAAAUACGCAAAAAAAAAAUCGUUUCGAUAGUCUUUGGGUGCUGUCUUUCGAUAGGACUUUAAACAAUUUACAUGUUAACGUGAGACCUGUCACUAUUGCUUGUUCUAUUUUUUAAUUAAAAAUUAAAAGUUGAGACGUGAAAAGAUUCACCGAAUCAUCAUAAGAUUAGACGCUUAUACUCAAGAAUGCGAUAACCAAUUUUGUUUCUCGGUUUGACCACAGAACAUUUUCGGUAUCGAUCUGUCUACCUCAACGCAUUUCAAACGUGCAAAGUGACUCAAGAAAAAAUGUUUCAGGCCGAACGUAUGGGUGAAGUAAAACAAUUUUUCUUGGAAUCACAAAAAAAAUUAAUAUGACAUCAUGAUAUUUUCAAUGAAUAACUUUCGAUCGGAAGGAAGUUUGAUCUUUCGGCAGGGUAAUUCUCCCAAGCAAUUUCGAACGUUAUUAUGCAUACUGUUUGCUCAUAUUUACUGUUCUCUCGCUAAAACUCUCUGCGAGGUUAUCAAACACAAUUAGUCAAGUUUGAUUUGUAAGAGAAAUUUUCAAAUUCCCUUACUUUACUCCGUAUCCUGGCAUUGCUGCGUGGUGCGUUGUUUUUAAAGAGGAAUUCAUUAUCGAUAGUUGAGAAUAGUCGAAUUAAGAUUUGGUAACCAAGCAGAAAUAUGUACAGAGCGGAGACCAGAGGCAACGUUUAGAUAUAUGUAUAUGUGGGAUAUAUGUAUCGUAGCCAUGAAAUACGGACAGUAUCUCUUGAAAUUCCCCUGUUUGCAUGGAUUCUGUUCACAAUUAUGAAGAAAAUUUUAAAUCCUCGAGAAAUAUCUGCGCUAUCUAUAUCUUCGGCUUUUUUUCUUUUUCUGUGCCAUUUCCUUGGUUGUCAUGAGUGCAAAUAAAUAUUUUGGUGGGUGGCGGGGGUUUUGAACCAGCUUCCCACUUCAAUUGUCUCCAUGCUUUAUCAUUACCGCACAGCUUAUCACAAUAUUUUCAGGCCACUCUUGAAAAAUGAAAACAGUGUAGCGUUUUUGCCUAGUCAUGCGUGUUUUUGAUGGCCUAAAGAGUAACAUAAAAUCGAGCUAUUAACCUGUGUGUGGUGACAAAUGAACUGCUUUCUGUAACUCGAACCAUUUUUGAUAACUCGAAUUCUGAAAGAAAACAAUUCUGUCUUUGGAAAAUGAUUUGUUUACUCAGAUCGCCUACAAGUUCUUUUACCUUUUCGCCAAAGAACAAAAGAAUCAAUUGCGUGUCCUCUCGAAAUUCAUCUUUUAGAUGAAUUUCAAAGCUACUCAAGUACAUUUUUUCUGAUUCUAACCGGUGUGCUUGUUCAGGCCAUGUCCUACAUAAAAUGAAAUUAAAAAUAAAGAAAACUGAUGAUGUUCUUAGUCCACAAGCCAUUUUUGGAUUGUUGUGAAAGCAGUCUAUCAUGAAAACUUUAUUGUUUCUCUGUGUUUUAGGCAUCGCAGUCUUGGAAAGUUUCGUACACGGUAAGAUACAUUUUUGAAAAUCUAUCAUUUUAUCAAUAAUGAACACAAUCUCCGUGUCCUGAAAAGAUUCUUUAAACUUAUUGUGUUUAUUAUUUCUGAAGAUUGCAAACUCGUGUGCAGUAUCUAUUGUGGUCUUUCCUUUACCCAGUUUAUGUACGCCGAAUUCCAAGUUAUUUAUUCUUUUAAUUCUAUUACUGUUUCUAGGUUGUACCGACAAAAGACGAUACUGUACCGUCAUGGCAAAAAUGGGAUACUGCAAUAAGAAAAGUGUCUCAAAACAUCUGAGAAGGAACUGCAAGAAAAGCUGUAGUUUGUGUGGCGGUGGAAGCGGUGGAGCAGGACAGUGUGGAUUCAAGCCCGGUGCGCGAAUUGUCGGUGGCACCGAGGCCCCUGAAAGAGCUUGGCCGUGGCAGGCCCAAAUCCUAUGGUCAACUUCUGGUAAUCAAUUUUGUGGAGGAACUUUGGUCCAUCCCCAGUGGGUUGUUACAGCUGCACACUGCGUUUACAAGGAAACUGCCUCAAAUAUCCGUGUAAGGUGAGCUGAUGAAUAAUAACACUCUUCGUCUCCUCGUGGAUGGUGACCUGUUGCAAACUGAAGGGAGCAAGAGUCUUGUUUUCAUUGCUAGCGUGGAAUAAUGUAGCCAUAUACCUCGUCAAGGGAAACAUUUUCGUUCUGUAGACGCAUUUUUUUAAACUGCUGCUUAAAAGAAUAACGGAAGAUGCCAAAUUCCUUGUAGAGGGAACUAAAACGAGAUAUACCAAAUUUGUUCAUGCUAGUUAUUUUCAUCGAUCACGGGCAGACUACGUCCCCGAACAGAAUAACGUGUGUCUUGAGCAGCCACUUGAGGGAUUAGCCUCGAUUUGGGUGCUUCUGCAAUCCAUUGUUUUGCUUUUUUUUUUCAGUAAAUUUGUUGACAUUGAUAAAUCACCACAUAAUUCCAGUCAAGGGCUAGAAAUUACCAAGAAGUUUUUUAAUCAAAACCUUCUCAAUUCUUGAAAUUAUAUAAGACUAUAACCUUUGUAAGAAGGCCAUAGAUCAAGAACAAAUUUAUUAAGUUAUGAUCAUAAGAAGACUUUUUUUGACACCAUUUUUUCAAGGAAACAUAAGUAAGUGUUGUAGAAUCGAGUGAUUAAAGAAUAGGGUAUUUGAAAUAAUGAAUCCGUUUUGCACUAAUUUAAUGAUGAUCGCGUACAGGGAUGUUACCCCAUCAGUCUCUGAGAGACCUCAUCUCGCAAGUAGAGUGGGUAGCCUAGAACUGAACACAUAGCACCUAAGUAAGGGCAUGGCUGGAAUAAACUCUUUUCAUGGUUAACCCUAUGCAUUGUAAAACAAAUAGUCAUCAUCAAGCUACAAUAAUCUUGAUUCAUGAUUGUACCUCAUUUGGCAGACUUGGAGCCCAUUACCGAAAUCGCAGAUUAAAAACGGAACAGGAGUUCCAGAUCAAAAAAGUGAUUUAUCAUAACAGCUACGGGAAACCGAAAGGUUUUGCUCAUGAUAUCGCCUUGUUGAAACUGACCAGGCCCGCUAAAAUUAGCCAAACCGUCAAACUGGCUUGCCUGCCUGGUUCAAAGGGUCGAGUUCGAGAUGGGAAGAUGUGUUGGGUUACAGGUAAUUAAACGUUCGCUUGGAGUUUUAUAUUUGGACGGAGGUCUAUAUUAAGCCUGAGCUUCAACCGUAGUGCAGUCGAACCUUUAUUAAUCAGCACCGCAUUAAGUGGUCACCUUGUAUUAAGCGGUUAGUUUUCACAGUCCCGAAAUUUUUUCCCAUAAUCACUGUAACUUCCACCUGUAUUAAGCGGUCACCUCUAUUGAGCGGUCAUGGACACCCUUUACUGAGUCCCAACAGCCUUUUUCUAUGGUCCUCCACCUGUAUUCAAGAAUAACCCAAAGAAAAAUCUCAGAGCGAGAUAACUGAGUGAAGCUUUCAAGAAAAAUUGAAGCCGUGUUUAUCUUCCCAAGUCAAUGUUAACGGUAUUUUUGAGCGCUCUUUUGUACAAUAAGUGGUCAAUUAUGGCAUAAAAUGCCUUUUUAUUUUUUUUAUAAUACCAAUUUUCUGUGAAACCUGUAUUAAGAAGUCAAUUAGGAGCCGCUAAUUACAAGUUUGACUUUAUAGUGCUGUAUAAGAGUAAAGAGCAUUGCGAUGUUACGUGAAAAAGUAAACUGUUCAGGUCUCCUUAAGUGCACCCUAUAGAAGAGAGAAAAAUAUUCAAAUAUUCUUAGUUGGAGGCUACAUGAGUUAGCUGGUUUUUUCGUUAUCUUUCUAGAUUACACUGUCUGAAUGGAGAGGGAGACCUACGAGGGGUUACCACAACCACUUUGCUUUACCCAAAGCAUAUACCAUAUAUUCUCUGUUCUAAACUUAUUUUUUUAGAGAACUGGAACCAUUCCUUUAACCUCUCAGCCCAAAGCCUUUAGCUGCUGCCAACAUUUUUUCAGCCUUUAUUUCAUUGUUUUUUGUCAUCUCGCCAAUGUUGUAAAAUGUUGUAAAACAAAGUAACUUUAUUUUCUUUUGCGUUUCAUAUUUAAGGCUUUGGACAUUUGUCUUAUGAAGGUUCUCCAUCGAGUGUUCUAAUGCAGGUGUCAGUUCCAAUUGUCAGUGACAGAGAAUGCAAAAAGGCUUACGGAGUACGCAUCCACAAGUCAAUGGUAUGUGCUGGACUACCACAAGGUGGAAAAGACGCGUGUCAGGGAGAUUCGGGAGGUCCAAUGGUGUGUGAGUACGGUGGAAAGUUCUUCCUCGAGGGUAUUACUUCGUGGGGAGUUGAGUGCGCUGCUCCUGGGAAAUAUGGUGUUUACGCCAAGGUCCGAUACCUGAGGCCGUGGAUCGAUCGUGUUAUGCGAAAAAAUUAAGACUCAGGUUAUUAGUGACACAAUAAAAGAAAUAAAAGAAAACGAAAACAAAUUUUGGUGUUUGUUGAUUAGUAGAAUUGCUAAGAAACGAAAAAAGAGUGAAGAACUAGAAAACGAAACGAAUAUCGAGAAUUUUUACGGUGAACGCAAAUGUGAAUUGAUAGACUGACUGACAAAAAUAAUAUCGGUGCAACCAGGUUGCUAUCUCAUAAAAUAGAAUGAUAAAAAAAAUUAUAAAGGAAUCAAUAGGUUCAAGGUUGCAGUAUCAAAAGCUGCCAACGUUGCUAGGCACAUAUCAGUGAUACAAUGAAAAAAUAUAUUCAAAAGACUGCUGGCUUACCUUUCAAUUUUUUUAAUUAAAGUUUUAUUUCAGAAAAGAGCAAAUAAUUAAUUAAUACUGGAUCUUCUAAAAUGAUGUCCUUGAUUAACUGGAAUCAACAAAUGUCCCUUCUUUACGACUUUCUAUCGUAUUGAUGAGAAAUGCAAAUUCCACUGUUACUGAUUGGUUUCUUACGCACUGCCAUAAAACUAAUGAGAUUCGUAAAUGUUCAUUUUACGAUUCAUUGAGGAAAACCUCAAGACAACAAACGUCUCCUUGUGCAACUGCAAAAUUGCAAAAAUCAACUCAUAUCAAAUACAAGAUAAAUAGAGAAUAAUACAUGGCGCGCGUAGAUAAGGAAUUUCUCUUCGAGUGUUUAACUCGAUAGCUCACGAGCGAGAUGUCGAGAUGAACACGAGAAGAGAAAUUCCAUAUCUACAAGCAACCAUGUAUUAUUUUGUUUAUCAUAUAAACACAAUAGCACUUUACUGGGAGGAAAAGCCGACUUCAUUGAUUAAUAAAAAUAAAUGAAUCGACAAUCCUCGAAUAACAAUCGUAAAGUGCGUUGGCGCUGACUCUUAAGAUGGAAAAAUGCGUUGAAUCAUGAUUACAAAAACAACAAUGGUCAUAGUUUCGAUUUCCAAAAUUCUCAUUUAUUGGCUUUAUCCUUACAGACAGAAGAAGUCUCUCAGAUAAACGGCCAAAAUCGGCUAGUGGCAAAUCUUCCGGUUGUCGAUUUUCAUUCUCAGCCGAGAGAAAUGCUAACGCCAAAGCCACUGAAUACGCAACUUUCGGUUUUUCUUUUAGUAUAUUAGUUUUCUUCCUCUUCUAGGAAAGUUUGAACCUCACUGUCUGUCAGCGAUACGGAUUUUUUUAGUGUUUUAGCCGCCAUAAUUCGAGAAAGCUCGGACAAACAACUUGUAAUGAGAAUCGUGAAGGCUUUGCCAUUCAUUCAUCAACCUGACCGAGUGGUGCCAAAGGCGAGUGACGUGUAAGCAGCUAAUUGAGUAUAUCAACACGCGUGAAAAAAUACGAUAUUUUUUCACGUGUGUUGUUACGGCUUUUCUCAGGGCCGGAAAUCCUUGUAUAACACCGCAGUUUAUGUGAUAAUUUGAUUUUAUCAACUGAGUUGAUAAUGUAGAUUGGCCACCGUAAACAUUUCUUAAGCCGACGUUUCGUGCGUUAGCCUCACGAAGGGCCAGCACUCGAAACGUCAGCUUUAGAAAAUGUUUACGGUGGCCAAUCAACAUUACCAAAUCAGUUGAUAAAAUCUAAGUAUCAUGUGUACCAUGGCAAAAAAUAGUCUUAAAGGCAUGAGGUGUAAUUGCGUUGGCAUCCGUAAAAUGUUACUUAAAUAUCACAAAAGACAGCUUUUAGAAGCUUUUGGAUGGAAAAUAAUUUCUUCAGAAGACUGGGGUAUUCGAUGACACAGUCUAAUAGAAGCAGGGAACAGAGGGGAAGAGAAAGCGAAAGGAAAUUGAAGAGAUCUGGAAUGGCGGGUGUUGAUUCCCUUCCCGCCCUUUUGUGUACAAGUUUGAAUGAAUCAUGUUGAAAAAAUUCGUUAAAACAUCCAAUAUUUGCGUUUCGGCACCCGCAGUCUUCUUAUCAGUCUCCAAAAUUACGAGAAUGCCAAAGUUCUGAAACAUUAAAUUGUUCAUGGAACAUUGCUUGAGGUUGGUCAGAGACAAAUCACCAAAAGCAAAAUUUAUCCAGCCUUUGCGACCAAUGUUGUUCUCCUUCUCAGCAGGCUAGUUCUUUAUCGAAUAUAGUGUGUUUUAAUCACUGAAGCAGUUUUGUUCACUUAGAAUCGUCAUAGGCGGAGUUUCACCUUUAUUCCUUUAGGGAAAAAUUGAUGUGAAUGGCCUUGGCUUUGAAAUAAUUUACCCAGACUGUCCAGAUGUCUACAUACAUGUAUUCAAGAUACACGAAUUCAAGAAGAAACGUCUAUCCAUUUACCUGAACGUUAUAUGAAAUCUGACUUAUCUGUGUUAUUUCAGGCGUGAAUGGUUCAAAAUUAAAAUAAAAUAACCCAGAGUCCUUUUUGUUUAUCUCAAAACUAUUCUUUUUUCUACCUAAGACAAGGAGAAGCUUUUGAUCGCAGUUCACUCCAGGUAGAUUUUAAAUGGCGUCUUCUACAUGUAUGCCAGUGAUAUAAAUUGGUAGCAUUUUCGUAAAUGCCAUUUUUCUUCCUGAGAUAAGCCUAUUUAACUGUACACCAUAAAUACAAUAUAUUUACCUUAUGAAAUCUUCAUGAAUGCUGCUGUUUACCCAGACCCAAAAGAAAUCUUCCCAUGACGCCUUUGACUGACAUACCAAUGCGCAGACGUUUCCAAUUUGUUCAGGCUGUCGUUCAGCUUGCGAUAAUCGAGAUAAAAGAAAUGGAGCUAAGCAUAUCUUCACUUGCCAUUUUGAAGCGAGUUUGAUCUCAAUCAUGAAGUUCACGAUGAAGUUCCAUGUCUUGGCCAUUGCUGUCUUUGCCAUUCCUGCAAUAUUUGCUGAGGGUAAAUGACUCACUAUUUGAUAUUCUUUCCAUUCCUUUCAUGUAGCGGUAGAUAGUAUAACUACCUUCCACAGUAGUGGUCGGAGAUCGUUUCCCACACCUCUGGUGUCGCACGUGGGUUGGGCUUUUAUCAGUUCUCGUCCAUGCUCGUCUGGUGGUUUUAAUCUUUAUACAAAAUCACUGAGUUUCUAAAAGCUAUUUAGGACGGAAAUUAUUUACGAAUGAAUAUACAGAAGUUAGAUUAUUAUUGCAAUUUAUCUGUUUGUUAUCUAUGAUAAUUUAGACAUUCUUGCCGAGAAAUAUUUUGUGUAUCGCAAUGCUGUUGAUUUGAGAUCACUUCUGGAGCGAUUGUUGCUUAUAUGUCUUUCAGUUUGUGAGGACAGAACAGUAAACUGUGCUGAUUACGAAAGUUAUUGCAAAGUAACCAAUUGGGUAGAUUACAUGCAGAGAAACUGCAAGAAAACCUGCGGCUAUUGUAACGGCGGAGGAAACGGCGGCGGAGGCGGUGACGGUGGAAAUGGUGGUGGCGGAGGAGGAGGCGGUGGUGGUAACGGUGGAAACGGUGAGUGUGGAUAUAAACCAAGCGCUCGAAUUGUUGGUGGUAGUGAAGCACCCAAAGGAGCUUGGCCGUGGCAGGCCCAGGUCAGAUCAAGAUCCGGUUUUACAUUUUGUGGUGGAACUUUGGUUAGCCCUCAAUGGGUUGUUACAGCAGCUCAUUGCACGUCGGGUAAAUCUUCCUCAAGCAUUCGUGUAAGGUAAAAUCAAUAUAAUUUAAAUAAGCUGUGAAAACUUCUUGAUAAUCUUCUCUUGUUUCAAUGGGGCAGCACAGAAAUCAUUACGCCCUUCAAGAAACUAAAAUUAAUAGCUAUGUAAAACUGAAAACGUCCGUUAGUUGUUUUUAAUGUUAUUUCAAAAGAAGGUCCAUCUUCUAUCUUUUUCUGAAGAAAGGGUUAUACCUAAAUAACACGGAAAAGAUGUUUUCCGAUGAAGUCAGCUUUAAACUUUGCUGGAGAUGAAACAGUACUGAUUUUAAAUUGCUGACGGGUUAAGAAAUUUGAUGAAAGCAAUGACAUAAUCAUUGGGAACUUUUCGUUUGGCAGACUUGGGGCACAUUACCGCAAAGGUAACGAAGGCUAUGAACAGGAUUUUGAAGUGGAACGAAUCAUUAAUCACCAUAGCUACAAAAGACCUUACGGCAUGGCCCACGACAUUUCUUUGUUAAAACUGCGCAGGCCUGCUCAGAUAAACAGACAUGUAAAAUUGGCCUGUUUACCAGACUCAAGUGGAGGAGACCUGGAUGGAAAGAUGUGUUGGGUGACAGGUAAUAAAUACGAAUGACACUGGCAAUAAAAAAAUCUUCACAGCAAAUUCAAACCAUCACCCAAGUUUAGUAGCAACGUCAAGGACCUUGUAAAAUUCACUUGACCAUAGGUUGGGGGCUGUUUUUUAAUGGUGGAAAAUGUAAGAAUGAAAAUAGUAAUAUUAAGAAAACAGACAUCUUUAAGGUUAGGAGUUUAGCUCUUGCAAGGAAUAAGCUUUAUCUUUUAAUUUUUUUUAUUCGUUUGCUGUGCGAUGUGUUUGUGUUGAAAGAAAGUAUUUAUGACGGUUGGUCAGUUAAUUAGUUUCCCUUUCCGGUGUAAAGUUCUUUUUUGUUUUGUAUUUCAUCUUCUUUAAUAAUCACAGGCAGCCUUCACUUACAUCAAUCAAACAUAACCCAACUCAAAUAUAUAAUGAUAAUAGCUGGAAGGUAACGUUUAAAAGAUUGAUGUGUGAAGUCGAAUCGAAGCGACACAAGGUAAAAUUGACAGCUUUGUGAGGCUAGGCUAUAGUUGUUGCUUUUCACUUCAUUUAGUGGAGCAACUAUGACUGUUGUUUUCGACACCCAAAUCUAACGUUAUCCUUGAUCUUUUUUUCCAUCCCAUAGGAUUCGGUACUCUGUCCUCAGGCGGUUCUUUGGCUCAAAUGCUCAUGCAAGUUGACGUACCAAUUGUCCCGCAGUCCCAGUGCAAGCAGGCAUAUAGUUCCAUUCACGAUUCCAUGAUAUGCGCUGGAUUGUCCGAAGGAGGUAAAGAUUCCUGCCAAGGAGACUCAGGUGGUCCUUUGGUGUGCGAAUUUAAUGGCAGGUUCUUUCUCGAGGGAGUUGUAUCGUGGGGACAUGGCUGUGCUACUCCGGGGAAAUAUGGCGUUUACGCCAGGGUCCGUUACUUGAGGCAAUGGAUUGACAAUACAAUAAGCAGUUAUUAAAUAAAAAAGUGGUGACACUGCAAAUAAAAUACAACAAUGUCUCAAAAUUUUUUAUUACGGCUUUACAAGUAGUUGCCUGGUAAAGAGUUUAUCAAUUACGCCGAUCGUUACUCUUAGCGUGGCCUCAUCGAUUCCCUCUUCACAGCGUCACAUAGGUUACUCUAGCUAUUAUAAGUGUUGAUUCGUUUAAUAGAACUCUUUACGAGACCUAGAUAACUUGUCUUUAAAUGGUUUCGUUCUUUUCGAAAAGAAGUAUAGGAUUGCUAUAGAACCGACUAACAGUACAGCUUUCAGAAACAGCCUUAAUUUCAGCUUCAGAGAUAUGCAUGUCACUUAAAAAUGAAUUUGGUGAGCUCCCCUUGAAUUUCAAGUGCAAUUAGCCGAUCAAGAUCAUUUUUUUGUUAUGUUUUUCUUCUACACCGAACUUUUGUUUGGAAUCCCUCUUUGAGUCUUCGUCAUUCAGAUUUCACUAUUUUUAUCCUCGUUGAUAUUUGUAUCAUUGUUUUUAUCAUUUACAUUUUAGAUUCAAAACAUUAAAACUGCGUGCUAUUUCUGCCUUUUAUUGGAAGCUUUAGACCAUUGGCAUUAGGGAUAAGAGAUAUACGCUAUCGGGUUUUCAUUUCCGCUCGGGACAUCCACGGAUAGUUCUGAGUGUCAUUGCCCACGGUGCGGCACACUCUAAGAAAUACAGUAGGAUCCAGGCCAAACCAACCCCUUCAGUCAGAUAUAGUUGCAAAUGCUUAAAAGAGGUCAAGCGCUCUCCUAAAUACACACUGAUAUUUAUUUUCUUGUAAAAAAAAGUAAUAUAACGGAUACAAAAGAAAUGGGCGACCUCGGUGAGGAUUCAGCCCAGAGAAAGCUGAAUUUAUCAUAUCCUUUUCUUUUAACAAAUAAAGUCGAAAAAAGGAUAGCCUCAUGUUUUCUCAGUUGGUUUACUUUAGGUUAUAAUCGUAACUGAGCCAACAAAUUCUUUCAGUUCUGUAGAUCUUGUAAUUUAAAGAACGUCAAAUGUAAAUGGAAAAUAACAGAUCAUAAUCUGCCCAGUUUUUUCUCUUAUUUUUCAUUUUUGAGCUAAAGAAAAAGAGUUCGCUAUGCAGCUAAGUGUAAACGGUUUCUUACUUCAAGCUAUUCUUAUAGAUGGCCUAGGUUGAGUAGUUUUAAUUGAAAUUCUAUUGGGUUUCCAAUCAAAUUUCUUAGAACCAUGUUGCUUUACCAGGUUAGCCAGAUGUUCUGGGUUCAUCAAAAUUGCCGUGAAAACGUUUUGAAUGUUCAUAAAAUUUCACUUUCUCUGUGUUUAAACAGCCACCAAACUUUACCCUCUGAGAUGUCAAAAGACAUUUUCUGAAAUCAUUUUUAAAGCAAGGUUAGCUUUAGUUAUUUGCUGACUCUCCCUGCUUUAGUUGUUCAGUUGAUCAAUCUUCGUACGAAGCUAAUAAUAUAAUGCGGCAAAAGGAGAGUUCUUUCCUUAACAAUUCUACGACGACAAUCAUGAAGAUUUGGAUUCUCUUAGUCUUCGGCGUCUCUUUGGCAAGUCUUACACAUGGUAAGUUAAUUAUCUUCGUUAAACUCUGUUCUGUCAGUAUUUUUAAACAGAACAGCCAUGUUGUUUUUCUGAUUCGCGAAGUGAUCAUUAUCUUCCUUUGAGCACAUCAUAUCAAAGUAAAAUUUCUGCCACAUGAUUAUAGUUUGAUAACUUUGUAGACUAUGUAGACUUUGCAGUCCAGAUGCUGAAAACAAAAGAUAAAGAUAAGCUUGCGCGAACUCCCUCUUAGUUCAUACUUAACAUUCUAACCAAAUAACUAGAUCUCCUGGAAGCUUCCUUUCCUUUGUUGUAGGGACUUCCCCAAUCUGGUGGAACUGAGAUCCUGAGAUUUUUCUCCCUGUUUUGAUUUUCGUCAUUUGGGAAUAAUUGUAUCUACUCUCAAAUGUUUCAUUCCAAAUUGAAGACGUCAUCCUUACAGCCAAAUUGUGAAAAAAGGUGGAGAUAAUAAGAAAAGUUUUUCUUAUAUAAAUUUAAGGGUGUGAGGAUGUGAACGUAGACUGUAUGAAGUGGAAGCGUGGAGGAUAUUGCCCGAAGUGGAAAGAUUACAUGAAAAAAUACUGUAAAAAGACAUGUGGAUUCUGCGAAGGUGGUGGUGGCAACGGUGGAAAUGGUGGCAAUGGCGGUAAUGGUGGCAACGGAGGUAACGGCGGUGGACCACCAACUGGUGGCUCAGGAGACUGCGGAUACAAGCCUCACACUCGGAUUGUCGGUGGUACAGAGGCUCCUCGAGGAGCUUGGCCAUGGCAGGCUCAAAUCACGCAACCUCACGGCUUCCCAUUUUGCGGCGGGACACUGGUGAAUCCUCAGUGGGUGGUAACUGCAGCUCAUUGUGUCUCGAAAGACACACCAUCGGGCAUUCGUGUAAGGUAUGUGGUUCAGCUUUGGUAAAUUACCCCAGUUGGCUAGCAAUGAACGAAAUAUAGAAUGCUGCUAACAAGAACAUGUUCUGUAUGACGUUUACUAGGGGCGUCAGUAAGAAUAUCGCAAGGUUAUAGAGGGGGAAGUAAUAGUAAUGGUAAGAUUUGUUGUUUCUGUUUUUAGUAUUUGCAGCACUUUCAAUAACCAUCUUUUUGCUUCUCUUUGUUUUGUUUUGUUUUUUCAUUUCCGUGUUUUAGAAUGGGAGGCCACAAGCGUCGAGGUCCUGAGGAGACAGAACAGGUUUUGGAGGUCGAAAGGAUUAUUAAUCAUCACAGUUACAAAAGACCGUAUGGUAUGGCUCACGAUAUCGCCAUGUUGAAACUGCGUCGGCCCGCUCAAAUAAACCAACAUGUCGGAAUGGCUUGCUUGCCUGGGUCAAGUGGAAGGGUUCCAGAUGGGAAGAAUUGUUGGGUUACAGGUAAAUGCAUCAUGUGGUCUUUACCUACAAUGCUCUCAGGAGGAGAGGGAAUGGACUCGCCGUGAACAAGAAUACCAUGAUGAAAUUGCUUGUAGAAUUUAUGAGGGAUAAAAGAUGUAUUUAUGAAUGCGUAAGAUUCUAUCAUCAUUUUGAAGAGUUUGGAAUUUAUAUAGCUCGCGACAAAGGAGGGUCUGAAUGGGGUGAUGGCUUUUAUGGUUAAGGGCUACAAUUUAGGCCAAUUUACGACUUCCAUUAAUUCCUUUCCAUUGCUGUUAAAAGAAAAAUGUUUUGAUCAAAACUUUUUUUGCCGUUUAACGGCCAACGGUUACCCCCAUUGAGAUCCUCGAAUUUUAUUUAAUCGUAAAUGUUGCGUUUACAUACUGCAGGUUUUGGAAGAUUGUCAUCCGGUGGUAGCUCUCCUAAUAGGCUCAUGCAGGUCUCUGUACCAAUUGUCAGUGAAAGUAAAUGCAAAAGAGCAUAUGGCUCGUCCAUCCACGCCUCCAUGGUCUGUGCUGGACUCGAUCGCGGAGGCAAAGAUUCGUGUCAGGGUGAUUCAGGAGGACCAAUGGUGUGCGAAUACAACGGAAAGUUCUUCCUAGAGGGUGUCGUGUCGUGGGGAAGUGGAUGUGCCAAACCAGGGUACUAUGGAGUCUACUCUCGAGUCCGUUAUUUGAGGCAAUGGAUUGAUAGUACAAUGAGCCGAUAUUAAGGAUUAGUAUUUGAAAAGUAAUAAAAAACAUCGACCUACAUUUGAAUUUGUUUGUAUGUUGUUAGAGAGUAAUUUCGUCCUAAUAGCCAGAAAUAGGAUCAUACGACCUUUCGGAUUUUUCAAACUCCUGAAAAUUAGUUAUCCCAACCCUAAAAACGAACAAAUUACGAAAAAUUCAACUCUAAAGAAGGAAGUGAGUAAAGAUUAAUAACUUAAAGCAGCGUUUUAUAGUCAAAAGGGCUAACAAUGAUAAUCUUUUUAUAUUAAAGUUUCUGGAUCUAUUAUGAAAAGUAGGGAGGUUAUUACGAUCAAUUGUGCUGGAGACUUGGAAAGUUUCAUUUGUACUUUGCAAACUUCAGGGUGCUUUGCAUUAUUAUUAUUAUAUUUUUUUUGAGAUGAAAUACCUCUUUCAUCAUUUACCACUUUCCUGAUCAGAGAUAGACAAAUCAGUUGAGAAUACUAUGGUUUAAAGUUGUGAGUAACCUGCCUAGGAAUUCAAAAUUAUUUCUGCUCUUUCUUAUCCCCGUUCAAACUGGUGACAUAAAUGUGAGAGGGGAAUUGGAUUUUGAAUCUUCGGUUUUCGGUUUUGAUAUAUGAUGUCUGUUUUACUCUUUUGGAAUAAGGUUUUUGUUCUUCGCCAGGUUAUUUCCCAUGCAUCAGCAUCCUACCUCAGCUUGUCUUGAAUCCUUCGUAAUACGUUUGGUUAGUUUUUGUCUGGUUCCUUGGUUUGGAUAGGUUUAUUUGUUUCCAGUCUAGCCCAGAGGCCUCACUUAAAAUUGCAUCAGCUCUCACGGCUAGCUAUCUCUAUGGACGUCACAGCCUGAGAAAUCUAUAUUUCGCAUAAUACAUUCAACAACCAUUACAUGCGCCUCCUUAGAUAGUUGUUUAUGAGGUUAGUUUUCUGUAAACGGCUACCCAUUCCCUCUUGAGGUAAAAGCCCUCUCCUCAAAAAUGAAAACGUAGCCUUUCACAGCUAAUCAUCCCUCAGCUCGAGCAUUUGCCAAAAACUUUGCUUGUUGGAGUGGCAAAUAAACGACGUAUUCGAGGGCCAUUAUCAAAUUUUUAUAUGAGUUAAGAUAUUCUAUAUUCCACGGAUUCAAUAUAAGAACUUGCUUGGCAAUUUUAGAGCGUGGUGUUAAUGUAUUCCUCGAACCGAAGAAAUGAUAACUAUAAAUGAGUAAACGAGUAUUAUCUUCAAGAAAGGAGGUUGAUAUAGUGUGAUGUUAUUGAUAAAUUAAAACUUUGCACAGCUCCUAUUCACGGUCAGGCAAGCGGUACCGACACUGCUUAAACCUUGAAACUGAAAAAUCCGAAUCUAACUUUGUACUUUUUAUGUCAUUUUGCAACAAAUGCAAUCAUGUCACCCAAAUGAUUUUUGUUUUGUGAUCAUGAGUAUGUAAUUGUAUAUUAUCUACAGAAUAUAUUUAAAAAAAUGUCACCGAUGUGUUAAUGAAAAAUAAAAUUCUAUUUCAUCAAUUUGUUCGGUUUGGAUAGGGUUCUUGACUCCAGCAGAUUGAAAUUUCAUGUAGUCGGACAUCGAAUAUAGAGCUGUGUCAAUGUUAUACAACAUGUGUAUAAUGUUAUAGAUAAAUAUUAUUUGUACUUAUCUUAGAACUGUAUUAAAUUUCUUGGUAGCUUGUUAAACCAUUGUCCAAUUCCUUAAAAAGAGAUCCGAUAUUUGUUUGUCCAUAUGUGAAAUUUCAUCAUUGCUGUUUGGCUAAGGACAAAAUUUAAUUUUGGACAUCGCGUUUGAGAAUGGCUGUGGUAACUCGUGUUUAGUAAUCUUGUCUCUGUGCUUAUUCAGGAUGUGAAUAGAAGUUAUGACGUUGCUGAUAUAAAACGCUACAAUAGAAGGUCCCUAGUCACUCAAAGAUUGCUUCAGUUCGCAUAUAUCAUGCACUCGAGAGUUUUUCUCUGUGUUUUAAGCGUUGCUUUCCUAGCGAGCUUCGCGCAAGGUAAUUGGUAUGUUUUUUUUAUUAUUUACCUCUAUACAACUAUCAGCGCUAUACUUAUAGUUAUUAGUUAGGGGCCAAAUGGCGAGAUAGCCCAAGAAAUCACGGGGUUUAUUAAGCUCGGGCUUCAUAAACUAUCAUCAUUUCACCUAUAAAAAUUGAGCGACAAUAGCGAAAUAAGUGAAUAUAUUACAAUAAUUACGAGCCAAUCAAAAACAGAACAAAGCAAAAAAGAGAAAUCAGAGAAAAGCGGAAACUAAGAAAGAACGUAUUUUUUCAUCCUAUAAAAAGUUGUCACACUUAUUGAAUCUUGAAAGUCUGAGUUGAGUUCAUUGAAAAAAAACAUAGUUUUUUAGAGAAGCUUGCAAAUACGAUGUCUCUGGUUGGUUGAUCUUUUAAAGAAACAACGAAUACACAAAACUUUUCCUCCUCAGUGUCAUCAAGAUUAACCUUUGUUUACAGUCCUCAAAAUACCUAGUGCUAAACAUAUUUGAUCCUCAGGCUGUGAAGAUAGAAGAAGAGAAUGUUCAGGCUGGGCACGAAGAGGGUUUUGCUCCGGAAAAUAUGAACAGUAUAUGAAGCAAAAUUGUCAAAAGAGCUGUAAAUUUUGUGGAGGCGGUGGCGGAGGAGGCGGAGGAGACGGAGGAGGUGGCGGUGGAAAUGGUACGUUGCAAAUGAUGUUGUAAAAAAGCUGUAUUAACAUCUUGUAAUCUUGAAAAAUUUAGUCCUUUUUCACUCUUAUAAAUACCCAGUCUACCUGAUCAUUCCUUUCUUUCUUUCUGGUUUAUAGUUAUGCUUGUGCAUCGAUAUCAACCAAAAACUUUUUAAAGACGUAAUUUCAAAGUUGUAGUUGCAACUGAAAAAGUAAUGUGUUCGCUUCUUUGACACAGCUUCGAUUGUUUACAGGCGAGUUGGGCGUGACAGUUGUAAUUUUUAAGUCUUCUAUCAUUAUAUAUGAUUCAAGUUAUUAUUUUUAAAAUCGAAUUGAAGCCUGGAGCAAACGAAAGAACUCGACUAAUCUGUAAAAAAUAGAAAAAGGACUAUGCGAAUUAGUCAGCCCUCAGAGAGCUCUUGUAUUUUACCUCACCGGUUCUUCACUCUUUAUUAAUUCAGAUUUUUCAUUCUAAUAUCUGUUUUAUCUUUGCGUGAUCCUAUAAAUUGAUUUUCGUUUCUAUAUAAAAUGUCAACCACCAAAUUUGCUAGCAUCAUUACUGAUUUACAGAAUAGAAAAAGAGAUAUUAUAUUUUGCAUAAAGCCUAAAUAUUCCUGGUCUUAGAAUUAAUCAGCAACUUAAUGUUUGCCAUCUUUAUAUUCCCUGUCCAGGACAAUGCGGAUAUAAGCCAAGUGUACGAAUCGUCGGUGGUAGCGAGGCCCCAAGAGGAGCUUGGCCGUGGCAAGCCCAGGUCAGGUCGAGUAACGGUUUUACAUUUUGUGGAGGAACCUUGGUACAUCCCCGCUGGAUUGUUACUGCUGCUCACUGUGUCCCGAAUAAACCUCCUUCGAGCAUUCGAGUAAGGUAAUAUGAUUGGAAGACAUGUGAGGUCAGAAGUUUGUAUUCGUUGAGAUUAAAAUAAACCAGAUUAAGUCUUGAUUAAACAGAUCUUGACAUAAGAAAGGAAGGAGAAAUGUAACAUGAAAAAAUAUAUUACUAGUUCCAUCGUCUUACAUUUUUAGGCUUGGUGCACACUAUCGCAGCCGCAAAACAGGGAGCGAGCAGGACUUCGAAGUGGAACGAAUCAUCUCCCAUCGUAGCUAUAAACGACCUUAUGGUAUGGCUCACGACAUUGCUAUGUUGAAACUGCGCAGGCCAGCUCAGAUUAACAGAAAUGUGAACCUGGCCUGCUUGCCUGGGUCGAGUGGUGAAGCCCAAGUUGGAAAGACAUGCUGGGUAACAGGUAAUAAGGCUCAGAGGCCUAGUCUCCCAUUUCCUCCAUAGCUUAUACCAGUUUCCAUGCAAGAGUAUUUUCAUUCCUUCCAGACUGGAUAUUUUUCCUUGCAGGAAUAAACCGCCUCUCACCCCACCCCUUUUACCCAUUCCCGCACCGCUUUUCACCAAAAUACUGUCAUUUGAGAGGUUUCUCUGCCCGUUUGUUGGUUUUCGAGGGGUAGAGAGCGGCAGAGUGAGAAAAUAUCCCAUGGCACAACACAGUGGGACGGACUUUUCUUUUUAAGAGAAGAAGCACUCCUAUCAGAGCUCUUUUGUGGUUCGCCUUCCCCACAAACACCUGUUUAAGAGGAAUAUACAUCCCCUUGUUUCCCCGCACCGGUCAGUCAUCGAUGUCGGUGGUUCCUUUGAAAACCAUAACUGAUAGAAUUAGUAUGGUGUUGCGUGCUCACUGGAGGCCGCACGACAUUUUAAGUGAAUAUAACUAAACCAGCAACUGUAAAAGGUGCACAUAACAAAAAUAGUCUACGAAAAACGGAUACUGGGUGAAGACCAACGAACAUCCAUAAGAUCCACCGCGCUCGUUGCGGUAAAAUGUGGGGGAGAAAAUCCCGGCCCAAUGGAAAGAACUCUCCCUACCUGCCGGGCACUGUUAAAAAAAAAAAAAAAGGGUUACCUAAGUUCUUAAAGAUUGUGACACUUAUAAACUAGAUUUUUAAUUGUCUUUGACAUGGCCAUCCUUAGCGUUUUCGCUGGCCCAACGAAGGUGUCGCUUAAAGAGCCGAUCAGGAACUCCAGCAUUAGCUGCAGUGGUAGCUCCUCAAUUUACACAGUUUUUCAAUUCCAAGAGAUAUCUUCAUUAUUUUGAAUCUGAUUUUAAACAUAAUAAAAAGUACCACCAGUUCUAUUUUGUGCUUAAUGAGGAUCUCGAAAGAUGGAGCCCUUUCUUUCGUUCUGCUUUCCGUGUCCUCUCUUUAAAAAUAUCAUUGGAUGCGUAAAAAAAACCUUUUUUUAUCUUUCACUUUCCAGGAUAUGGAACACUCUCUUCAGGUGGUUCACUGGCAGACAGGCUAAUGCAAGUUGACGUGCCAAUUGUCUCACAGUCCCAGUGCAAACAAGGUUACGGCUCAUCAAUUCACGAAUCAAUGGUCUGCGCUGGAUUCCGGCAGGGAGGCAAAGACUCGUGCCAAGGAGAUUCAGGAGGGCCGUUGGUGUGUGAAAUGAGUGGAAAGUACUAUUUGGAAGGGGUGGUGUCCUGGGGACACGGAUGUGCUGCGCGCGGGAAAUACGGCGUGUACGCCAGGGUCCGUUACUUGAGGCAAUGGAUUGAUGAUACCAUGGGUAGAUACUGAGAAAUGGUGUCAUUAAAUUAUAAUCAGUCAAAAAAGUAAAGUAAAAGGAUUCUACAAUGUUUGUCUAUUAUUUAGGAAUUUUAGAGUUCUGGGUGGUUCAUUCAUGACAAAUAAACGUACAAUAGUCAGCCCUUUGAGUCCUGCGAUCGACUGCGGAUACUAAUGAAGAAAUUGGGGUAUGUCCAAGGAAAACUAAAGGACAGGGUCAUUGAAAGAGCAUUAGAGAGAUGCUUUUGUUUGGUAACGACGUGAAAAAAAAAAUAUUGUAAAAUUUCUGUAAACUCCCUAAAUGGCUUCCUCUCUUGUCUUUUCUUGAUAAUGAGACAGAAAUCUUCAAAAAAGUCC